UUGUCAGCCGAGCUAUAAGUUGAGCUGCAGGAAGAUUCCAGCCCCGUACGUGUGGGGCCAAGCCAUAAGAAAGGCCAGAGCUUUUGCUCUGUAGCCCGUGAGAGGAUGUCUCCCAGCCUUCAUGAAGGUGCUCAGCUUAGGGAAAGCAAACCCUCACCUUGUUCCUUUUCAAUUGAGAGCAUCUUAGGACUGGACCAGAAGAAAGAUUGUGUUCCAUCCAUGAAACCUCACAGGCCCUGGGCAGACACCUGCAACUCCUCAGAGAAAGAUGCUAACCUAUGUCACGGCUCGAGUCUUCCCAAUGGGAUCUCAUUUCCUUGUAUGGUGGAUCACCCAAUGCCAGAAGAAAGAGCUUUGAAAUAUGAAAAUUACUUUUCAGCCUCAGAAAGAUUAUCUUUGAAAAAAGAGUUGAGUUGGUAUAGAGGCCGAAGACCUAGAACUGCUUUUACCCAAAACCAGAUUGAAGUAUUGGAAAAUGUCUUUAGAGUAAACUGCUAUCCUGGCAUUGAUAUCAGAGAAGACUUAGCUCAAAAAUUGAACCUAGAAGAAGACAGAAUCCAGAUUUGGUUCCAAAAUCGGCGUGCAAAACUGAAGAGAUCCCAUAGAGAAUCACAGUUUCUAAUGGCGAAAAAAAAUUUCAACACAAAUAUCCUGGAAUAGGUAGAAAACUAAACAUGUGAAAUUAUCUUCCAAUUGCAGAUCAUGAGAAAUAAAUGCAAAUAUCAAGUGUUAAAAAUGUAAUGUUUUUUUUCCUGCAUUUAGUCUAAAUAUUAUCCUUUUUUUCCAAAAUGUAUUGUAAAUAAUUAUGAUUAUAGCAUGGUACACAUUAUAUUUGGACACUGUUGGUUACAAUAAAGACCUUUCCUAUAUAUUUUAAUAAAAAUUUUCAGAAAAGCUAGCUAUUUUGUAAGUGAGCAAAGUUAAUCUGAUAAAUUAGUAUGCUAAAAUCA
Messenger RNA from Urocitellus parryii (Arctic ground squirrel), 950 nucleotides. It is a transcript of the gene Hesx1, whose product is annotated as HESX homeobox 1. Gene Ontology annotation, biological process: regulation of transcription by RNA polymerase II; forebrain development; pituitary gland development. Lineage: Eukaryota; Metazoa; Chordata; Mammalia; Rodentia; Sciuridae. Gene Ontology annotation, molecular function: RNA polymerase II cis-regulatory region sequence-specific DNA binding; DNA-binding transcription repressor activity, RNA polymerase II-specific. The record is from RefSeq and is a predicted model, not a curated record. Gene Ontology annotation, cellular component: nucleus.